This is a messenger RNA of Coffea eugenioides, 2030 nucleotides long. Its product is annotated as phosphatidylinositol 4-phosphate 5-kinase 9-like. NCBI's taxonomy places the organism in Eukaryota, Viridiplantae, Streptophyta, Magnoliopsida, Gentianales, Rubiaceae. Gene Ontology annotation, molecular function: phosphatidylinositol kinase activity. The transcript is spliced from 5 exons. The record is from RefSeq and is a predicted model, not a curated record. Gene Ontology annotation, biological process: phosphatidylinositol metabolic process. The coding region runs from base 112 to 2004 and encodes 630 amino acids.
AAAUCAUCCUGGAUUGUGUAAAUUUUUGUGUUAGAUGCGCGGAAUUAGCUGAUGAUAAGGCUUUGGGUACCAUUCUGCUAGUACAGGACUUGGCGCCUUUUGAAAUUAUGCAUGUCUGGCCCUGUGGCCACAGUUGACGGCGUUGAAGGGGCACAUUCUUUAUCAGACAGGACAUUAUCUCUUAAUGGCUCGUCGCUUGGUGAAAGUAAUCGCUCAUUAAAAUUGGCAAAUGGGGAAGUUUCUCAUACAACUUCUGAGAACCCUUCCUUUACGGUUGGAGAGCUCUUACUGCCAAAUGGAGAAUCAUACUCUGGCUCCUUGCUCAGUAGUGUACCUGAGGGCUCAGGUAAAUAUAUAUGGUCAGAGGGUUGCAAAUAUGAGGGUGAAUGGAGAUGUGGGAUGAGGCAUGGAUAUGGAAAGCUUCAAUGGCCUUCUGGUGCUGUUUACGAAGGUGAUUUUUCAGGUGGUUAUAUGCAUGGCACAGGAACAUAUACUGGACGUGGUAAGAUCACCUAUAAGGGGCGUUGGCGGCUGAGCCUUAAACACGGUUUAGGGUAUCAAGCAUAUCCCAAUGGAGAUGUAUUUGAAGGAGCUUGGAUUCAGGGAAGUCCAGAAGGACCUGGCAAGUACACAUGGGCUAAUGGAAAUGUGUACUUGGGGAAUCUUAAAGGAGGAAAUAUGUCAGGGAAAGGAACUCUAACCUGGACCAAUGAGGACUCUUACGAGGGAAACUGGUUGAAUGGUAUGAUGCAUGGGUUUGGGAUAUACACAUGGAGUGAUGGAGGCUGCUAUAUUGGGACCUGGACUCGAGGUCUGAAGGAUGGAAAAGGAGCAUUUUAUCCAAAAGGCGGUAGACUUCCUGCUGGUCAGGAAAUGUACCUUAAUGCUUUAAGAAAACGAGGGUUGCUUCCAGAUUUAAGUAAACAAAAUCAGGUUUCACAUAUUCACCAUACUUAUUCUGUUGAUCUGGGGGCAGUCAAAGUUGGUGGGAACCAAGGAUCUUGUCGGAAUUCAUCUUAUAAAUCUGCCAACGGAAACCUGCUGAAUCUAGAGCAGUCUCGCUCCACAAAUGUUUCUUUGGAAAGACGUUGGAGCCUUGAGGUGGCAAUUGAGAAAGUUAUUGGUCAUGAUUUUUCUCUGGAUGGCAGAGAAUAUGAGGAUGAUAGAAAUUCUCCGAUCUUGGAACGAGAAUACAUGCAAGGUGUCUUAAUCAGUGAACUUGUAAUUAAUGACAGCUUUUCACCAUCAUCCAAAAGAGUGCGAAGGCGACAAAAGAAACUUGCAAGGGAGAUGAAGAGACUGGGUGAAACAAUAAUUAAAGGGCACGGGAGCUAUGAUCUAAUGCUUAGUCUGCAGCUUGGCAUCAGAUAUACAGUGGGAAAGAUUACGCCCAUUCAAAGACGAGAAGUGCGAGCUUCUGAUUUUGGCACCCGUGCCAGCUUCUGGAUGAAUUUUCCAAAGGAGGGGUCACAGUUGACACCACCGCACCAGUCAGAGGAUUUCAAGUGGAAAGAUUAUUGUCCAAUGGUAUUCAGGAAUCUGAGGGAGAUGUUUAAGAUUGAUGCUGCAGACUAUAUGAUGUCCAUUUGUGGAAAUGAUGCCCUUCGGGAGCUUUCUUCUCCUGGGAAAAGUGGUAGUGUGUUUUUCCUCUCUCAAGAUGAUCGUUUUAUGAUUAAGACAUUACGGAAGUCAGAAGUGAAGGUGCUUCUGAGGAUGCUCCCAUCCUAUCAUCACCAUGUGCAAAAAUAUGAGAACACGCUGAUCACCAAGUUUUUUGGCCUUCACAGGAUAAAGCCUUCUAGUGGUCAAAAGUUUCGCUUUGUUGUAAUGGGGAAUAUGUUUUGCACAGAGCUCAGGAUCCAUAGAAGGUUUGAUCUAAAAGGUUCUUCAUUGGGACGUUCAGCAGACAAGGUUGAAAUUGAUGAGAACACAAUACUUAAAGAUCUGGACUUGAACUAUUGCUUUUUUUUAGAACCUUCAUGGCGUGAAUCCCUUCUGAAGUAAGUGAUAUGCAAAAGAUUCAUUUCCUU